This is a messenger RNA of Miscanthus lutarioriparius, 1875 nucleotides long. Lineage: Eukaryota; Viridiplantae; Streptophyta; Magnoliopsida; Poales; Poaceae. The record is from the annotation of a GenBank genome assembly.
AUGGCCUCCGCCCCCACCACUGCCGGGGCCGCCUCUUCUCCGUCACCGGCGUCCUCGCGGCCCACUGCCACACCGGCCGACACCGCUGCGAGGCCACCGGCCGCGCCCCCGCCCCUCACCUCUCCCCCACCUGCCGCUCCUCCACCCUCCUCCCACUCCCACUUGCAGCCGCCUGGGCCUCCUCGACAUCCGGCUGCUCCUCCUCCAAGGCCACCGCUGCUCUCGCCCCCUCCAACGUCCCCGACGCCGUCUGCCGCUCCGACGCCCUCGCUCUCUCCGCCAGCGUCCCCGGCCCCUGCAUCACCUCCUUCCAACGCUCCUCCGCCAUCAGCACCACCACCGACUAGACACAGGACAUUGCCUACGCCUGCCAUUGCAGUUGACCCGGCCCACUCCGGCGCCGUCAAGAACCCAAGUUCGAACAAGUCGUCCAGCCCAGGUGCGCCGUCCAGGAGCCCAGCUCCUUUUGGCGGCCUUGGUAAUGGUGUUGUCAUAGCCAUCGCUGCUGGGGUGGUCGCCCUGCUUGUACUUAGCCUCCUAGUCACAGCAGUUUGGUUCAACAACAAGCGCAAGAGGAAGCAAAUGAAUGGUUACAGAGCUGGUUUCAUGUCCCCUACCUCGCCUUUUUCUUCACAGCAACCUUCGGGUGAAUCUGCAAAUGUAGGAUCGUCAGUUGAUCCUUCUGUCCAUACCAAGUAUAGCGCCGGGAGCCCCAGGCUGAAACAAUGCUUGUCUGAUAUCAGCAUGGGCAACUCCAGGUUCUUCUCAUAUGAUGAGCUGUAUCAGAUUACUGAUGGUUUCUCAACUCAGAGGCUGCUAGGGGAAGGAGGCUUUGGGUCGGUGUACAAGGGCCGCCUGCCAGAUGGUAAACAUGUCGCCAUUAAACGACUAAAGGAUGGUGGCGGACAAGGGGAACGCGAGUUCCAGGCUGAAGUCGAGAUAAUUAGCCGUGUGCAUCACCGUCAUUUGGUUUCCCUUGUGGGAUACUGCAUUUUCAAUGACCAAAGGUUACUUGUAUAUGACUUUGUUCCUAAUAACACGCUGCAUUAUCAUCUUCACGGACACGGAAUGCCUGUGUUAGAGUGGUCCAUGCGAGUUAAAAUUGCUGCAGGUGCUGCUCGUGGAAUUGCUUAUCUACACGAAGAUUGCCAUCUGAGGAUAAUUCAUCGAGACAUCAAGUCCUCAAACAUUUUGUUGGAUAACAAUUUUGAGGCAAAGGUUGCUGAUUUUGGUCUUGCGAGGUUGGCUUUGGAUGCUGUAACCCAUGUAACAACCCGUGUUAUGGGAACAUUUGGGUACAUGGCUCCGGAGUAUGCCUCAAGUGGCAAACUGACUGACAGAUCAGAUGUAUUCUCUUUUGGUGUAGUUUUGUUAGAGCUUAUUACUGGUCGAAAACCUGUUGAUGCAUCGAGACCACUAGGUGAUGAGAGCCUCGUCGAGUGGUCUAGGCCAUUGCUUUCUCGAGCCCUGGAUACAGGCGAUUUGGGAGGGUUGGUUGACCCCAGGCUUGAGAUGAAUUUGAAUGAGGUGGAGAUGUUCCGCAUGAUCGAGGCUGCUGCAGCCUGCAUUCGGCACUCAGCAUCAAGGAGGCCCAGAAUGAGCCAGGUGGUGCGGGUUCUUGAGAGCUCAGCGGACAUUGACCUAACAAAUGGCGUUCAGCCUGGGCAAAGCCAGCUCUUCAACGUGGCCAACACGGCGGAGAUAAGGAUGUUCCGGCGGAUGGUGGCCGGCGCGCAAGAUGACGACAGCUCCGACUUGACACAAUACGAUUGGAGCAGAGGUAGUGACGCCGCCCCGAGUUCCAGGAUCUUGAAGAAGAGGUUGGCAGUUCAUGCAGAUUUUUUAGACAGUCAAGGUCAAGGACAUGGAAAUUGA